GUAACAAGCCCAGCCAAUACAUAAGAUCUGCUGGGGGCGCAAUCUCGUUCAACCUCAAUAUAGCCAACAAUUGGCCUUCAGUCUACUGUUACCCCACGUUCCGAAUAGAAGAAGUGAAAUAGCCACACUCCUUCUCCAGUCAAGCUAGCUACUAGGGUCUAUAUAUCAAAGAUGAAAGACCUCCUCCAAACACGCGCUGAAACAACCGUCCGUCUCUAUGCGGACCCUCACAACCCGCAUCUUCACCUUGAACGAGCACUGCUUCAUGAGCAAUUGGGAUUUGCGGAUUUAGCAUCCGCAGACGCGUACCGCGCUCUUUCACUGUUGGAGUCCGUUGUUGAUCCUGACGGAUGCGAGUUUCAUGCUCGACGGAAGAUAAAUACCCAAGUUCAAGGUGAAAAGGAGGGGGAGCAGGAGGAAGAAGAUGACGAGGACGCCGACGAUUCUUAUGUCGCUACUACACAAGACGAGUAUGACGAGAUUAUCGGGACUGUAUAUGCCUUACUUGUUCGGAACCUGGUGAAAUGCCGGUGCUAUAGAGAUGCAUAUGAAUUCUGCUUGCGUGGUCUGUCGCUACUUGGAAGUAUGGAAAAGGGCGAUGGUAAAGCCGUGGAUACCCUUAAGGAGGAGCUGAGCGCAAUCCAGAAAGCCUACAUUUCUCGACGGCCCGACUCGGUAAAGGAAAACGGAGCCGCGGAUGUGGACAUCAGCCCUAGUGCUCUGAAUGCACAGGGCUUCGCGCGGAGGGUCCUGUAUCCCUGGAACGAGCACGAGCCGGACAGAAAGGCCCCUGAGACACUCAAUCUACUCAAUGACAGACUGAAGGACGUUGCGCCCAAAUGUGAAGUGCGGGCUGUUGCCCUGCCCGCCCUCCACGGCACCACCGACGAAGGAACCUCAUCAGAGGGCGAGGUAUCCAUCCAACUAGGCCUCUUCGCAAAAGAAGACAUUGCCCCCGGCGAGAUCAUCCUCCGCGAAAACUCCCUCCUUACAGCCACCAACAGACUCCACGACGACCUCUGCGACGCCUGCAACGCCACCCUGCCCGAAUUGUCAGCCGAGAACCCACCCGUCGCCUGCACAGGCUGCGACGACACAAUCUUCUGCAGCCAAACCUGCCACGACCAAGCACAGGAAAUCUACCACGGCGCCCUCUGCGGCCUAAUGGAGAAUCUCGAAUCCAUCGGCAAAGACACCCCCGACCCCAAAGACAAAGCUGACUACCUGUACCUCCUCCUCCUGGGCCGGGCAAUCGCUAUGGCCGCAACACAGGACGUGCAUCCUCUUGACCUCCCCGAGAUCAAAUACAUCUGGGGCGAUUUCCACGACCUCGAAGGCUCAUCUGAAGACUCUGUUACCUCCAACGACCCCACCGCAACGCUCCCCUUCUCGUUCCACCUCAAUAUCCUCCAGCCCAUGCGCAUCAUCGAGGAAAUGGAACUGGAUCCUUAUGAGGUCCUCCCCCGCUAUGAUACCUGGGUGCUUAAUACGCUCUAUGCUAAAUUCCGCGGCACCGCAUCCGGCCGUCUUUCUACCUGGGACGGUGGCCCGGAGCUCUGUGCUGUGCAUCCGCUCUGGUGUCUUGCGAACCACUGCUGUGAUCCGAAUGUGAGGUGGGAGUGGGGUGGUGAGAUUACCUUCCGGGCUAGGACGGAGUCUGAACGUCCUGUUUGGAAGAAGACUAGUACAGGGGAGGAGAAGACGCCGCCAAGGAACGAGGGGAUCAAGGCUGAUGAGGAGAUUUUGAAUCAUUACUGCGAUAUUGGACUGGAUGUCAAGGAGAGAAGGGAAUGGGCUAGAGGUGCAUUGGGUGGGUUGUGUUUGUGUGAAAGGUGUAUGUGGGAGGCUGCUGAGUAGAUUCGUUUUACAUUGUCAUUUCCUUGGGGGAGUUUACGAGAAAGGAUAGAUGGGUUGGAUCGUUGAGUGAUACCCUAGAUAUGAUAGAUGCUGUACCGAAAAAGCUAUUGUUAUAGUUUGCGUUUUAUA
Aspergillus caelatus is the source of this 1986-nucleotide messenger RNA. RefSeq names its product putative MYND domain protein. Gene Ontology annotation, molecular function: protein binding. The record is from RefSeq and is a predicted model, not a curated record. Gene Ontology annotation, cellular component: nucleus. The transcript has a single exon. Lineage: Eukaryota; Fungi; Ascomycota; Eurotiomycetes; Eurotiales; Aspergillaceae. The coding region runs from base 172 to 1857 and encodes 561 amino acids.